GCUGCGUGAAUCAACGUUUGAGCUUGGGGGUGUUAAAUUUGCUUCAGUAAAAUGUGACAGUGCAAAUAUGCCCGGAAAUAUUUGCUCAAACUGCAUCAUGUUCAAUUCGGAAUGCACACACGUCCUCGCGAACUCGAAGAAACGUGGAGCACCGAAACCACCGAUCCAAUCACAAAAUACAGUCGGAUAUCCUCAAGCUUCAGCGAGUCCCACCGAAACGACCUCAACCACUCGAAGUUUUGCAGACAGCAUACACAAAACGUCGUCCACUCGUCAAGAACUUACUGAUUCCGUUCUUUCCGCGUCCUACGUGUUUCCCCAUGACCUAGUUGAAGCUCAUUCCAAGAUAUUCGAACUCGCUUCCUACGCUCGCUAUUUAGAGCAACAACUCACCGCCGCACGCAGGUCACCCUCCCUUGCUGUUACAAACAGGUCGACACGAAGCCCGCCCACGCCACAUUUUUCUGGGCCCGGACUCACGUACUCAACGUCUCAGACUUCGGCAGAUGAGGACUCGGAGGAAGGAAUGAUCAAUAUUGCAGUAUCGGAUCCGAUGAAAAGGCUCGCCUUGCACCAAGAAGGCGACGCCUUUUACGGCAAGUCGAGUGACAUGGUGUUCAUCAAAUCAGCAAUAGACGCCAAAGCGGAAUACACUAGCUCGACUGGAGGCGAAGAGAGGGUUGAGAUCAAGGGUUUAAAGCGGCCAGAAUUUUGGAACACCUUUACGUUACAGUGGCAACGCGUACCUUGCCAAUUUGAACCUCCUCUCGAUUUCCCUUCCCCCGGAUUGAUGUCACUGCUGAUCCAGCAUUUCUUCGACGAUUACAAUGUCAUUUUCCCUCUUUUACAUCGGCCCACUUUUGAGAAGGACGUAACCGGUGGACGCCAUCUCUUUGAUGCACGCUUUGGCUUAAUGUUACUGUCGGUAUGCGCCAUCGGAUCGAGAUUUCUCGAUUUAAACGAUGAGAGGCUAUUAAAUGAAGGUGUCCUGGAUCUCAGCGAAGCAAAGACGUCGAGGAAACACAGCCUAGGAUGGAGAUGGUACAGACAGAUCGGUUACAGAGCCAUGAGCGUCGAUUUUUCCCCCUCCAGACCCGAUGUCUGUGAAGUGCAGUUGAUCUGCAAUUGUAUAAUGUUUCUGCAACCGACAUCCACGCCCGAUGUUUGUUGGCUACUUCUUGGACAUGGGGUACGGUAUGCGGUAGGCGCAGGCGUGCAUAGAAAGAGCUUCCGUGGUGGUGUUGGAACCUAUUCUACAGAGAAGGAGUUGUGGAAGAGGGCGUUUUGGUGCUUAGUAACUAUUGACACCCUCAUGAGUGCAUUUCUGGGACGCCCAAGGGCCACCAAUCCCGCGGACUACGAUCUCGAAUUUCCCGUAGAAUGCGAUGACGAGUAUUGGGAUCAACCAGACCCAGAACAAAACUUCAAACAACCCUCUGGAAAACCGUGUAUAGUGUCGGGCUACGUGCAGAUGUUGAAGUUGGUGGAUAUCUUCGGUUUUGCACAACGCACCAUCUAUUCGGUCAGAAAAUCCCAGCCACCUGAAGGCAUCACUUCCCUCGAACAAGACCAAGCGGCUAUCAAAGAGCUCGAUCAAGCCUUGAAUGAAUGGAUUGAUAACAUUCCCGAUUAUCUCCGUUGGAACCCGCACAUGUAUAGCGAGAACAAACUUUUCUUCAAUCAAUCCUCUACCUUACAUGCUCACUUUUAUUGGGUUCAAAUACAAAUUCACCGGCCAUUCCUUCGUGUCAAAGGAAAUCGCCACCGGGGAAUGGCGUUCUCGAGUUUGGCUGUCUGUGCGAACGCAGCACGUUCAUGCUCACAUGUCAUGGACGUACAAUGCAGAGAAGGAGAAUUGCCUAUACCCUUUCCGGGGACACAAAUGGUCCUCUUCAACUCAGCUGUUGUUUUACUCCUCAAUAUCUGGGGUGGGAAGAAGCUAGGUGUCACACCUGACCCUGUCAGGGAAAUGAACGACGUUUAUAAGUGCUUGAACGUCUUACGAAGCUAUGAAGAAAGGUGGCAAAUAGGUGGCCGUCUCAGCGAUAUCUUAACAGAACUCAUAUCCGUCAGCGAUCUCAAUAUCAUACCUACCCCGUCUACAUCACUCAAACGUCCACACCCUUCUGAUCAUGAUCAAACGACGUCCGAAACUGGUACUGAUCUCCAAAUAGCAUCUGCUGUCGUCUAUCCAGGGAUCGACUAUACUGCCGCAUCAUCCCAGUCCACUUCCAACGGGAACUUGUGGGAAGAGCCUACGUUCAGUGGACUGCCCUUAUAUACCAGAGAUCUGGGCCGAUUACCCCUGCACGGUUCAACCCACGAUUUAUUCGGCGGUGACCUUCAUUCUCUGCAAUCAUCAUCUCGGACGACUGUUCAGCAACAAAGUGCCGGGCAAGCUACUGACCAGAUUACACCGACCUGGCCACACCUUGGUCAUGAUGGUCCUUCAUUGUUAGACGGCUCUAACCCCGGUCAGAGUGUAUCUCUCAAUAGCGGAGCACUCGCGAUGUGGUCAGGUACACCAGGUGAAUACGGAUGGGAAGACUGGAGUUCCUAUGUUUCAAGCAUCGAUGACAUUUUACGAUCUUCACUGGAUAUUUCUAUCACAGGUUAA
This is a messenger RNA of Marasmius oreades (fairy-ring Marasmius), 2617 nucleotides long. RefSeq lists its product as uncharacterized. NCBI's taxonomy places the organism in Eukaryota, Fungi, Basidiomycota, Agaricomycetes, Agaricales, Marasmiaceae. Gene Ontology annotation, biological process: DNA-templated transcription. Gene Ontology annotation, molecular function: zinc ion binding; DNA binding. The transcript is spliced from 16 exons. The record is from RefSeq and is a predicted model, not a curated record. The coding region runs from base 68 to 2617 and encodes 849 amino acids.